AAUUGGUUAUUUAAUAUAUCCGUGAGCAUGCGUAACAGGCGGUGUUUAGCUUCCGGUCGGAAAACAACACGUUUUUGACGUUUAAUGGAUAGUUUAUUAUUAUAAAAGCAAUAUGAAGCCAAUAUUGUUGCACGGCCAUGAGCGUUCCAUCACUCAGAUCAAGUACAAUAGGGAGGGAGAUCUCAUUUUCACAGCUUCCAAGGAUAACCAACCCAAUGUAUGGUACUCCCUGAAUGGAGAGAGAUUGGGCACUUUCCAAGGUCACAACGGAGCCAUCUGGUGUAUAGAUGUCAACUGGGACACAACAAGAGUGUUAACAGGAAGUGCAGACAACACAUGUAAACUGUGGGAUUGUGAGACAGGCAAGAACUUGAACACAUUGGAUGUGAAGAAUGCAGUGAGAAGUUGUGGCUUCUCAUACAGUGGCAAUCUGCUGAUGUACACCACAGACAAAACUAUGGGCCACCCUUGUGAAAUACACAUAUUUGAUGUCAGCGAUCCAUCACAAAUGAAGACUGGUGAGCCUUGUAUACGUAUCCCUAUCAAUGGUCCUAAGAUCACCUCAGCCAUCUGGGGCCCCCUAGAGCAGUACAUUGUGACUGGAAUGGAGGAUGGGGAGAUCUGUCAAUAUGAUGUCAAGACAGGUGAGAAGAUCCACAACGUUACAGAGCACAGCAAGCAGAUCAACGACCUGCAGCUCUCCCUGGAUGGCACCAUGUGCAUCUCCGCUUCCAAGGAUACCACGGCCAAGCUGUUCGACACCAGCACUCUUGACCACCUGAAGACGUACAAGACCGAACGACCGGUCAACUCUGCCGCCCUCUCACCACUUCAGGAGCAUGUGGUUCUGGGGGGAGGUCAGGAGGCCAUGGAGGUGACCACAUCCUCCACCAGGAUUGGCAAGUUUGACGCUCGCUUCUUCAAUCUUGUCUUUGAGGAGGAGUUUGGGCGAGUGAAGGGCCACUUUGGUCCCAUCAACAGCUUGGCAUUCCAUCCAGAUGGAAAGAGCUACAGCAGUGGAGGGGAGGAUGGCUAUGUGCGUGUUCAUUACUUCGACAACGAGUACUUUGACUUCAGAUUUGAAUUCUAAUCCCUACCAAGAACUGUCGCAUUUGAAUUCGAAUUGAAGUGGAACAUAAUUAUUGCUUAAAACUGUAUACAGUGUCAGUGUGACAUCUUGACAGUAGCAAAAAAACUAAAAAAACACAACCAUGUUUGGUGUAAAUUUUACUGGAUCAUGUGUUAAAAUUAAAGUAAUUUCAAAUAAAGUUUUAGAUCGACGGA
Dreissena polymorpha is the source of this 1284-nucleotide messenger RNA. RefSeq names its product eukaryotic translation initiation factor 3 subunit I-like. Gene Ontology annotation, molecular function: translation initiation factor activity; protein binding; RNA binding. The record is from RefSeq and is a predicted model, not a curated record. Gene Ontology annotation, cellular component: eukaryotic translation initiation factor 3 complex, eIF3m; cytoplasm. Lineage: Eukaryota; Metazoa; Mollusca; Bivalvia; Myida; Dreissenidae. Bases 113 to 1090 code for a protein of 325 amino acids. Gene Ontology annotation, biological process: cytoplasmic translational initiation. The transcript is spliced from 9 exons.